Molecule: messenger RNA, 303 nt
Organism: Bombina bombina (fire-bellied toad)
Lineage: Eukaryota; Metazoa; Chordata; Amphibia; Anura; Bombinatoridae
Product: profilin-2-like
Exons: 1
Coding region: 1-303 (100 amino acids)
Biological process (GO): regulation of actin filament polymerization; positive regulation of actin filament bundle assembly
Cellular component (GO): cytoplasm
Molecular function (GO): actin binding
Source: RefSeq, a predicted model, not a curated record
AUGUCUUGGCAAGAUUACAUCACCAAUUUGGUCGACGGAAAGACCUGCGAGGAUGCAGCAAUUGUUGGUUUCAUUGGUACGCCGUGUGGCCACAUCACCCCACCACAAGUGCAGACUAUUCUUUCAGAUGAUCGGACUGUGGUCCUUAUUAAUGGAGUACACAUCGGUUUACUGAAAUGUUCUGUGAUCAGAGACCAGCUUAAUGUGCAAGAUGUCUAUGUUAUGGAUGUAAAGACGAAGAAUCCUGAUGGGCCAACUUACAACGUAGCUGUUGGGAAAACAAACGGCUCUUGUCAUCGCUAA